UUUGUAUUACAGCGCACAAUAUCGUGGCAGUUAAUGGUAACGCGUGUCUUUUUCAGAGGACGUUGGUGGGACUACAAACGUGUCCGUGUUAUACCGUCGAAGGAGAAUUUAGGAGUCGUUCCAUCCUGUGACUGGCUGCUCUGAGAUCAGCUGCAUGUCGACGGAUAUAGCUUUAAAGGGAGAAAGAGCCUUUAAGUGAGCGAGCGUGGUGUAUUCUGUUUGGAACGGCGUAAUUUGGGGGUUUAACGCGUCGGAAACGCGCCGACUUUCUCUCGGUGAAAGUUGCAUUCGCCUGGACAUUGUUGAAGGCUCGGUAUGUCGGAUGAAGAUUCCCGUGCCAGCAGCAGCUCUUCCUCCUCUUCAUCGUCAACUCAUCAGCAUCAGCAUCAGCAGCAGCAGGAAGUGAGCACCCCGAAGAAGCGAGAAAGCAAAGCCAGCAUGAACAAGACCUCCAAACUCCUCUCGACCAGUGCUAAAAGAAUUCAGAAGGAACUGGCUGACAUUACAUUGGACCCACCACCAAACUGCAGUGCCGGCCCCAAAGGAGACAACAUCUAUGAGUGGAGGUCGACCAUCCUGGGCCCUCCGGGCUCCGCGUACGAGGGGGGGGUGUUCUUCCUGGACAUCGCCUUCACACCAGACUACCCCUUCAAACCACCCAAGGUGACGUUCCGUACGAGGAUCUACCACUGCAACAUCAACAGUCAGGGGGUGAUCUGUCUGGACAUCCUGAAGGACAACUGGAGUCCCGCCCUCACCAUCUCCAAGGUCCUCCUGUCCAUCUGCUCCCUGCUCACUGACUGCAACCCGGCUGACCCUCUGGUUGGAAGCAUCGCCACACAGUACACAACAAACAGACCUGAACACGACAGGAUAGCCAAACAGUGGACCAAACGCUACGCCACAUAGUCUGCAGAGGAGCUGCUGGCUGGACCACUCGGAGAUGUGGGG
This is a messenger RNA of Anarrhichthys ocellatus (wolf-eel), 951 nucleotides long. RefSeq names its product ubiquitin-conjugating enzyme E2E 1. Bases 316 to 909 code for a protein of 197 amino acids. Lineage: Eukaryota; Metazoa; Chordata; Actinopteri; Perciformes; Anarhichadidae. The transcript is spliced from 6 exons. The record is from RefSeq and is a predicted model, not a curated record.